This is a messenger RNA of Penicilliopsis zonata CBS 506.65, 1050 nucleotides long. RefSeq lists its product as hypothetical. Gene Ontology annotation, molecular function: oxidoreductase activity, acting on NAD(P)H. The transcript has a single exon. NCBI's taxonomy places the organism in Eukaryota, Fungi, Ascomycota, Eurotiomycetes, Eurotiales, Aspergillaceae. The record is from RefSeq and is a predicted model, not a curated record. Bases 1 to 1050 code for a protein of 349 amino acids.
AUGCCCCAUCUUUGGCGGCCUCACUUAUUAUUCAUCAAGACCUGCCUCGGUUCUUAUACUGGCCCAGCGGUUGCUGGUUACAUCAACUAUCCCUUCAUCUUUAGCACCGAUGUUGCUGGUGAAGUCGUUGAGGUCGGCCCCGAUGUGGAUAGGUUUCAAGUGGGUGACCGGGUCUGUGGAAGUGCUGCGGCCAUUGCGAAAGAGGUCAAUCGCCCGGCCGAGGGGGCUUUCCAGCUCUAUACAGUAAUGCGACAGAACAUGUUGACACCCAUUCCACCCAACAUCACUUAUGAAGAGGCUUGUGUCCUGGGACUGGGUCUCGGGACUGCGGCGUACGGCCUCUUCCACCCCAACUAUCUGGCUCUCGACAUGCCUAAGAUCCCAGCCCCCACCAAAGUCGUGGGCAAGUCAGGCAAGCCGCGUGCUGUCAUCGUCACCGGCGGCGCUUCAAGUGUUGGGAGCAAUGCCGUACAGCUUGCUGUGGCCGCUAGCUAUCAAGUCUUGUCUACAUCGUCGCCUAGGAACUUUGACUAUGUCAAGGGUCUGGGGGCCACCCACGUUUUUGACUACAAGAGCAAAACGUUAGCCAAAGACCUCCUUGAUGCACUGAAAGACCACGAGCUGGUCGGUGCCUACACCAUUGGCGAUGGUGCUGUCAAGGCAUGCACCGCGGUGAUGAAGAAACACGAUCCCAGCUUCACCCGCAAAUUCAUCGCCGUGGCCGGAGUCAUCAUACCUCCCGGGAAGCUUACAACAUUUGUUGGCAAGGGCACAUACCUGAUGAGCAUGAUGGGCGGCAUGAUCAAAUCGACCGGGACGCGCAUGAGGACCGGUGUUGAGGCCAAAUUCAUUUUUGUCAACGGCUUAGUUGACCCUGAUAGCGUCGUCUCCCAUGUCUACGAGGAUUUCCUGCCGCAGGCACUCGAGCAGGGCCAGUUUGUCCCAGCUCCUCCUCCGCAUGUUGUGGGCAAAGGGCUGGCCAAGAUUCAAGACGCUCUCCAUCUCCAGAGAAAGGGUGUCUCGGGAAAGAAACUUGUCGUGACGCUUUAG